Amoebophrya sp. A25 is the source of this 2492-nucleotide messenger RNA. The record is from the annotation of a GenBank genome assembly. NCBI's taxonomy places the organism in Eukaryota, Dinophyceae, Syndiniales, Amoebophryaceae.
GCGAAGUUAUUCGCAGGACCUCUAGAUCUCUUUCGUCUCUUCCGCGACCGCAUGUAUGCUUCGUACGGCCUAUUUGCAAGGGAUGUGCAGCAGAAUGCAUUCGAUACUUCAAGAACUUCCGGUAGUUCUUCUGUGUCGCUUGUGUCUUUGAAGUCAUCUGCUUCAUCUUCUUCUUCUUCAGCCAGUGCGUCUACAACAACAACUCAAGUAAUUCGUGUAGUUUUUCUGCAAAAUAAGCGUUUUACGGAGCGCGACCUGAAUGAAAUCAGACUAGCUGGAGGGCAGCUGAAUGGAAAAAUGAUGACUAUGAGGACAACUACUCGUCCUCCGAGUGGAACGAAACAAGAAGUAGCGCAAGAAGUAGUAAAGUUGCAGAUUGAGGGUGUGGAUUUAUGGGGCCGAUCAUGGCAGGAUCAAUUGCGCUUGUGGUUGUCAGGUGAUAUCAUCGUGUCUGGCGCUGGGACAAGUGUCUACAACUCGAUCUGGGCUAGGCCAGGAACUGUCUUCUUGCAAUUUUAUGAUGACAACUUACAAGAAGUGCUGUAGAGCUAGAGGUUGAAGUUGAUGCAUCUUUUUUAGGGUUAAAUCCGUAUCCCGUGCUAACAGGUAGAUAUGAACAUAUUUUAUGAGGCCAUUGCUACGGAUUCAAUGACUGAAACCGAUGCAAGUGGUGUGCCAUACCUCAACAUCUAACAACAAGGAGCAAGCCAUCCUUAUUCAGAAGUAGAGAACGAGUGCGCGGUUGAAAAGAAUGUGUUUGAUGAGACACGAUGGGAAAAAACAACAAGCAGCGAGUCCAGUCCUGGUGCAGGUAAAAGUAAUUCCAGCACAAGCUCCGCUGCUGGCGCUGCAACGUGCUUUCGUGAUACCAAGCGCUCGAUGAUUCCGAAAGAUGUGAUGAGUACGAAGAACACCAAAGAACAACAACUAGGUCCUCGUACAGAAGAGUACGCCUCUUACGAAGAGUCCGAUCUUUUGGGCUACAGCAUACCUUGGGUACGAUUCGACGUCUUGUGUCCUUCUCGCGUAGGCCGAUUUUUAGCAGAGGAUCUGACGAAGCUAGUACUUGAUCACAUUCCAGACGUGCUUCAUGUGAGGCGACAGAGAAGGAAUAAUGCAUCUUGUGAAGACGAGGAAGAGCAUAACUACAGUAGAAGUGUCCUCGCACCUCCGAAAAACCUUUCUGAAGACCAAGACAUCAAGAAAGUAGAAGAAGUAUUGAGCAGCAAGAACAUGGUCAGGGACACUGAGGCACAAUUAGUGGAUACCAGUCAUAUUCCAAGUCGUCGGACAGGACGUAGGAUUUGCUACGAUGCGAAACGGGAGAGAUUUCUUGGUACUACUGAUACAGAGCAGCAUGAUCUAGGGGAUCGCAGCAUGAAAGUGAGAGAACCAAAUACAGCCACGACCCUGAAAUACUCACUCGCAAACCAUCUUCAAGAGAAUUUGACUCCUGUUGGCUCUCUAGUCUACAAGCAAUUUGAAGGCUACAUCGAAGAGACGAGAAGCAAGAGCAAGUUUUCUUCUCUGAUUGACUACGUGGGGAAAGUAUGGGGUAGACGAAACUGGCUUCAGGCGUUUGGCUGUGGUGCUCAUGGACUGUAUGGUAGGGCAAUCGCCUAUGAAUUACCGCGCGUACGGAUGGACUCUUCCUUGGCGUCGACGCAAGUUAUGAUGUAGUUGUUGCAGCUACCCAACUUGGUCUUGAAUUGAUUCAAUACAGGCACACGUGGCUAACCGAAUUCAAGUCACAAUGCGGAGACCAAAUGUUGGAGUAGCCCGCUUCUUCCUACUACUUACGUGAUUUUUUCUCCCUUAAAUCCUUCCAGUUUCCGUCUUUUUGUUCCUCUUUCUUCUUCAUACACUACGUCCUUGCUAGCACAAAGAAUCUAGAGCGCCAAGGGAGCGAAGGAGCGAAGCAGUCUGCGUCAAGUGGAAACAUGAACAAUUUGCAUCUUUUGCUAGAGGAACAGCAAGAACUGAAAGAACAGAAGCUUUCACCUCAGAAACAGAUGUCUUCCACCCGAUCUCGCGCAGGCGGGACUGAUAGCAAGCUGAAUUUGCUGAUCGCGCCCUCGACUCACAACUUGCCGCAAUUGACCAAGAGAGUGCUUCACUCGGUGCGAAACCGCUUGAGCCUCAGAGACGUCUACGAAUACUGUGUGUUGAGCCAAGAAACCUUGCUUGACCCUGUAGAGCGGGAAAGGGAGUAUUUGACUGUAAAGCAGACGUUUCGAAGGGUCCGAAAUGAAGUAAGAUUCGCUUCAGAGAUGUUAAACAUAACGACGCCCAAAGGUAGAGCAGAUGGAUGUAGUACGGAAUGAAGAUCAUAGAAGAUCUCAGUAGCUGUAGUAUAAGUACAUUAAGAUUAAUGCAAAGGAUACGGAUAGAUGAAGAUGGAGAUGGACACGAGAUGGCGGUGAGCGACUACUGUUCUUUUUGUUGAUAACGCAUGAAUGUUCGAAGCCACAAGUUCACCAAAGCAUCAAAAU